Molecule: messenger RNA, 1410 nt
Organism: Lonchura striata (white-rumped munia)
Lineage: Eukaryota; Metazoa; Chordata; Aves; Passeriformes; Estrildidae
Product: aldo-keto reductase family 1 member B1
Molecular function (GO): oxidoreductase activity
Source: RefSeq, a predicted model, not a curated record
UUUUCCUUGUCUGCAGCCAGUCAGCAGGCAGGAGGGAGGGGCCAAGCUGAUUUAAAAGGUUUUGCAAGAGCCCACAGCCUCUCCUUGCCUGUGGUGCUGGAAAGAGACUGCACAUGGCCACUUACCUGGAGCUGCCCACUCGUGGGAGGAUGCCCAUCCUGGGACUGGGGACCUGGCAGGCUCUCCAGGGGGCAGCAAGGGAUGCAGUGAAGUUUGCCAUCGAUGUUGGGUACUGCCACUUCGACUGUGCCUACAUGUACCAGAACGAGAGCGAGAUCGGGGACGCGCUGUGCCAAAAAAUGGAGGAGGGCGUGGUGGGGCGAGAAGAGCUCUUUAUUGUCAGCAAGCUGUGGUCCACCUUCCACGAGAGAUCCCUGGUGAAGGAGGCAUGCCAGAAAACACUUGCUGCCCUCCAGCUGGAUUAUUUGGAUCUCUACCUGAUGCACUCUCCCAUGGGAUUCAAGGCAGGAGAGGAGCUAUUUCCUGCAGAUGGAAACAGCAUGAUCAUUCCCAGCGAUACAGAUUUUCAGGAUACGUGGGAGGCCAUGGAAGAGCUUGUGGAUGUGGGAAUGGUGAAGGCUAUUGGAGUCUCCAACUUCAAUCAGAAACAGAUGGAUCGGCUCCUGGGCAAACCAGGCUUAAGACAUAAACCUGCAAAUAAUCAGAUUGAGAGCCACCCCUAUCUUCCUCAGGAAGAGCUGAUUAAGUUUUGCCAAUCCAAAGGGAUCUCUGUCACUGCAUAUUGUCCCCUUGGAGCACCCAACUGGCCAGGGUCCAAGCCUGACCAUAUUUCCCUUUUUGAUGAUCCUCAAAUUAAGGAAAUUGCAUUCAAGCACAACAAAACCCCAGCUCAGGUGCUUAUCCGGCUCCAAAUCCAAAGAAAUGUGAGUGUGAUUCCCAAAUCUGUCACUCCACAGCAUAUUGAAGAAAAUUUUAAGGUGUUUGACUUUGAACUGACUGAAGAGGAGAUGGAGACCCUCCUUGGUUUCAAGAAGUGCUAUCGCAUCUGUGCAUUAAGCGAAUGCAAAAAUCACAAGGACUAUCCUUUUUUAGAAGACUGACAUAGGCAUCAGCUUCAGAUCCUCCACGGAUCCAGACCAUUUAUUGUUAUUUCAAGCAAUUUGCAAUACUUUGUGUAUUAAUUAAUGAUAGAAGGAGAUAUGUACUAAAAAAAAUGGGAGAAGGUAACUCACAGGCAUUCUGAAGAGUCAUCUUUGAACAUGGAUACAUUUGCUUCCUUUACAUCAACCAGCUGUAUCAGUUCUUUAUCUGCUCUUUUAACAUGGUUUUCAGUUGCAGCAAAAUAUAUAUUCUAUCUUAAUUUAGUAAUGAUAAUGAAGUUUAAUAAACCCAUAUAUUGGGAUUAGGGAAAAGCAUUCUUUGCCAUUACUAUAAAUCCUGACUAAAUUU